CCGGGAGCGAAGCGGCGGCGGGCCGGGUCACGUGCCGGGGGUGUUUGUGUGCGUGUUUAGUGCAGUGUGGACUGAGGAGCAGGUUUCUACCUUGUAAAUACUGUUAUUUGUAUAUACUGUAAAUGAUGACAUCGGUGGGCACCAGUCGAGCUCGAGGCAACUGGGAUCAGACACAGACACAGAAUCAGACACAGCAGAAACAGCGGCCACAGGCCACAGCAGAGCAGAUACGAAUUGCACAAAUGAUUUCAGACCACAAUGAUGCUGACUUUGAAGAGAAAGUAAAGCAGCUGAUUGACAUCACAGGCAAAAACCAGGAUGAGUGCAUGAUUGCUCUGCACGAUUGCAACGGUGACCUCAACAGGGCCAUCAAUGUACUCCUGGAAGGAAACCCAGACACGGAUUCUUGGGAGAUGGUGGGGAAGAAAAAGAGCUUAGCAGGACAGAAAGAAGCCGGUCAGGCGGAAGGAAACGAAGAAGGCAAAGAAGUUCGUGACCGAGACCGAGAGUUCAGCCGAAGGCGGGUUGGUGGAAGUCGGAGAGGACGGGGUGCAAGCCGAGGCAGAGAGUUUCGGGGCCAGGAGAAUGGGCUGGACGGAGCAAAGAGCAGUGGGACCUUUGGCAGAACCUCGGAGAGAGGAAGGCGAGGACGGGGCAGAGGCAGAGGUUUGGGCCGAAGAGGAAGGUUUUCUGCCCAAGGAAUGGGGACGUUCAAUCCCGCUGAUUACACUGACCCCGCCAACACGGAUGAGUACUACGGCAAUGCUAAUCCAACGUGGAACAACUCCGGCAGCUUCGAGCCGGAUGACGGAACAAGGCUCCAAUUCACUGGGGGCGCCGGGGCAAAUUGUCCUAGAAAGUUUGAAACUGUGCCUGGUGCUUGGCGGACUGCGACAGAGGAGUGGGGUACGGAUGACUGGAGUGAAGAUUCAACUCCAGGCACCACCUUCCUGAGUCCUGAUGACAAAGGGAUCUUUCCCAAAGCAGUCAAUGGCUGCUAUCAGCUGUCCGAGACAAAGAUUUUUACCGCUUCCAAUGUUGGGCCAUUACCUUCAGCCAAUGAGACUGUGACAAUCACAGCGGGGCAGAGGAUUGACCUGGCAGUAUUGCUGGGCAAGCAGCCUUCCUCAUCGGAGAAUGAGCCAGCUCCCUUGGACAACUCUGCCUCGCCAACACUCUCCCAGCCGCUGGUGUUCAACAAUUCGAAGCAGCACCCCGUGCCUCAGCCGUCUCCCCCCACCACCUUCCCUCAGCAUAACAUGGUCAGCAUGCUGAGUAAGAACUUUGGCGACGUCGGUGAGCCCAAGGGCGGCAGCAGUGCCGGCUCCCAGCUUCUGGAGCAGCUGAAGACCGCCCAAGCCCUGGCGCAGCUGGCGGCCCAGCACACGCAGCCCACCAGUAACGCCGCCACCUCCUGGGAUAUGGGGCCCACUUCUCAGUCCUCGGUGCUUGGUCACUUUGAGUUGAAAAGCCAAACCGAACCUUCAGUUCACGGUCCAUUCGGACAACGCCAGUCCUACUCCAACUCCAGCAUGAUGGAAGUCUUCAUCCCCACAAAGCAGCCGACGGCACCUUCAAACUCGCCGCUGCCAAACAAACCCGGCGCCACCCAGGUCUCUCCUGGUUCCUCGGAGAACCAGUCCUCCAGUCCCCAACCUGCACAGCAGAAGUUGAAGCCACAGAAGAAGAAAGCUUCCAUUUCUUCCAAGAUCCCAUCUUCUGCCGUGGAGAUGCCCGCCUCAGCCGACAUCGCAGGGUUAAACCUGCAGUUCGGGGCUUUGCAAUUUGGUUCUGAGCCCAUGUUAUCUGAGUACGAGUCAACCCCAACAACCAGCGUGCCCGUGAGCCAACCCCAGAGCAACCUCUAUACCAGUGCUGUAAGUGAGUCCUCGCCAACGAUCGCCUCCAACCCAAGCCCGGACUCUGGCUACCAGCCCAGCGCGAUCACAACCUCGGCGUUCACAGCCCAGAACAGCGCACCGGGGGCACAGUACGAGCAGAGUUCCGCCCAGCGGGCGCCGUACUCCAACUCCCUGUCCUCCUCGCCUCAGAAAGACCUGACGCAAGCCAAGAACGGCUUCAGCACGAUACAGACAUCGCAGUCCAUCGAAGCUGCAGCUGGUUCUGCAGUGAAGUCCGACUCGUCCGCAGUGCCCAGUAUGGCUUCACUCUCGAAUGCAGUAUCUGCAUCGUCGCUACUAACGUCAAAUAGCCAGCACCCUGCAGCGCUGGCCAGCCUUAGCCACAGCGAGGAGCUCCCAAGCACUACCAACGCACAGCAGAGCAGUACUCCGUCUACUCAACAGAACAGCAACCUCUCCUCUUCCUCAGCACGCACUUCAACAUCGACCCACCUGCACACAAGUGUGGAAAGUGAUGCCAGCCUUCACCCGCCCCCUAGCACUUUCGCUACGGCCGCAAGCACAGUGUCAGUGGCCCCCUCAUCAAGUGUUUCCAACACCCUCGGAGGUGGCAGCAGCCUGGGCCUUAGUUUGGUCAGUAACUCCACAGUGACGGUGUCCUCCCGCAGCUCUGUGGCCACCACGUCAGGAAAGGCGCCUCCAAAUCUUCCCCCAGGAGUUCCGCCCUUGCUACCAAACCCGUACAUUAUGGCUCCUGGUCUCCUGCCUGCCUAUCAGCCUCAGGUGUACGGCUAUGAUGAUUUGCAGAUGCUACAAACAAGAUUUCCCUUGGAUUACUAUGGAAUUCCAUUUGCCACUCCUACUACGCCAAUUACAGGACGGGAAGCGAGUUUGACGAAUAACCCAUACUCUGGAGAUCUCACCAAGUUCGGGCGAGGGGAUGCCUCCUCUCCGGCCCCGGCCACCAGUCUGGCGCAGCCUCAGCAAAACCAAACACAGACCCAUCACACCACCCAGCAGACGUUCCUCAACCCGGCCUUGCCUCCUGGCUACAGCUACACCAGUCUGCCAUACUACGCCGGGAUGCCCGGACUCCCCAACACCUUUCAGUACGGCCCGGCCAUGUUUGCUGUCCCCCCCACCUCGUCUAAGCAGCACGGCGUCAAUGUGAACGUAAAUGCAACAGCAACAGCCUUCCAGCAGGCGAGUGGGUACGGGACGCACGGAUACAGCACCACCGGUGUAUCAGUAACCUCAAGCAACACGGGUGUUCCGGACAUCUCAGGAUCUGUGUACAGCAAAACUCAGCAGUCUUUUGAGAAGCAAGGCUUUCAUGCUGGGACUCCUGCUGCCUCGUUUAACCUGCCCUCGGCCCUGGGGAGUGGGGGCCCUGUGAAUCCGGCCACCGCUGCCGGCUAUCCACCUCCGUUCAUGCACAUCCUGACUCCACACCAGCAGCAGAUGCAUUCACAGAUCCUGCAUCUCCAACAGGACGGCCAGAGCGGUACAGGGCAGCGUACUCAGGCAAGCAGCAUCCAGCAGAAAUCCCAGGCAAACAAAUCGGCCUACAACAGCUCGGGCUACUGGGGUCCUAACUGAGCAGAGCAAGAGGACCCCCACCCCUUCCUGCGGGGCCGUCCGCUACACAUAUCCAGCUUUGGAGAGAGAAAGAAAAAUAAAACCCCAAAACGAAAGAAAAUGGAUAAAAAAAAACACGGAAUUCCCUGGAAUAGAAGCGGUGACAGCUUCCCCCGCCACUGUAUCCGGCCACACUUUAAAAACCAAAACAGCAAGUUUAAAUAGCAAAGUUUGAAACCGGGGAUUUAAAUAAAAGCUCUGCGUUGUGUGUGUGAUGCCCACCUUUACUGUUGUAUGUAAUAUAGAAUUUGUAAUUCCUCCUCCUUUCUGCGUUAAGAUUAAGAGAUGCUUGUUUGUUUUAUCUGCGUCCCUCAUUCUGAUGAAGGAGCUUCAUUACCCUAGUGCAAAUUUUUUUUUUGAUUUAAUUCCCAGACACCACCCACACCUUCGCCUUUCUCCCCAACCCUU
Molecule: messenger RNA, 3908 nt
Organism: Mobula hypostoma (lesser devil ray)
Lineage: Eukaryota; Metazoa; Chordata; Chondrichthyes; Myliobatiformes; Myliobatidae
Gene: ubap2l
Product: ubiquitin associated protein 2-like
Exons: 29
Coding region: 123-3461 (1112 amino acids)
Cellular component (GO): cytoplasm; nucleus
Molecular function (GO): protein binding
Source: RefSeq, a predicted model, not a curated record